Daphnia pulicaria is the source of this 768-nucleotide messenger RNA. Its product is annotated as microsomal glutathione S-transferase 1-like. Gene Ontology annotation, cellular component: membrane. Bases 215 to 667 code for a protein of 150 amino acids. Lineage: Eukaryota; Metazoa; Arthropoda; Branchiopoda; Diplostraca; Daphniidae. The record is from RefSeq and is a predicted model, not a curated record. The transcript has 5 exons.
GGACUUAUGGUAAUUUAUCAUUUUAGAAAAAUCUAAAGAUAAUUUCUAGCGGUUCCAACCCGCGGGCUAUCUAUCGAAGGACCUUCAAACACGGCAAUGUCUCAAAGCGUAAAGUCUAUAACGCCGUAGCUGGCCGUAGCCCGUAGGACAUCUUCAGACAGAAAAGUGCUGAGUAAUAAGCAACAGAAAAGUCUACCAACAAUUGUCCUUGAAAAUGUCGCUGUACACAUCGGACAAUCCCGUCUUUGCCUCUUUCAGCUUCUAUGCUGCUUUGCUGGGAGCAAAGACACUAUUGAUGGCCCUCCUUACUGCCCGUCAGAGACUCAGUAAGAUGGCAUUUGCUAACCCAGAGGACGCCAAGAUGAACAAGGGGGGUAAAAUCAAAACUGAUGAUGACGUCGAACGAGUACGACGAGCUCAUUUGAAUGACUUGGAGAAUAUCCUGCCAUUCCUCACCAUUGCAUUCGUCUACGUUGGAACUGGCCCGUCUUUGGGUUGUGCCAAAUUUUUAUUCCGUUUAUUCACUGCUGCCAGGUUCAUGCACACUUUGGUCUAUGCGGUCUUUGUCAUCCCACAACCCGCUAGAGCUUUAGCUUUUUUCGGUGGCAUGAUGGCCAAUUUGUACAUGAUCUACGCCAUUGUCACCACUUAUGCUUCGGCAUUUUAAGGAGAUUUUCAAUCGCUGCUCUACUAUUGUGUGAUUGGUGUAGAAACUAUACUGCCACUUAAUGCAAUACAAAUACGAGACUUGUUUUCUCCGAUUUCAAA